Messenger RNA from Dicentrarchus labrax (European seabass), 9199 nucleotides. RefSeq names its product thrombospondin type-1 domain-containing protein 7A (gene thsd7ab). Lineage: Eukaryota; Metazoa; Chordata; Actinopteri; Moronidae. The transcript is spliced from 27 exons. Gene Ontology annotation, biological process: actin cytoskeleton organization. The record is from RefSeq and is a predicted model, not a curated record. Bases 900 to 5846 code for a protein of 1648 amino acids. Gene Ontology annotation, cellular component: plasma membrane.
UUAUGGGAGCUUCUGAGACCAGUGUGAGCACUGCUGGUCUCCAGUUGCCUUCCCAGCACUGCAAGUGGAGGACGAGUGGAGGAGGAGGAGGAGGUGGGGGAGUAUCCGUCCUCAUGCCCUAGGCGGGAGACAGGAAAACGGGAGAGGAAAGGGGAGAUAGAGGGGGAGAAAGUGAGAAGGAGCAUGUUAGAGAUGCAGAGAGUGUAAUAAUAAAAGGAAAAUGAGAGAGACAAGAGAAGAUGAGGGCAGGAGAGAAGAAUAGAAAAAAGCCAGGAGUAGAAAAAGAGAGAGCGAGAGCAGGGUGGCACAGGGAGAAGAGCAAAUGAGUGAGCGAGUAGGAGACGAAGAGAGAGAGAGAGAGAGUGAGCGAGAGAAAGCGAGAGGGAGGGAAGCGAACAACACUGCAGACACUCGCCCACUGUCACUGCUCCACAGCCAGAGGACAGAGGCAGCAACGGCAACAGUGGGAGCGGAUACGAUGGAGGAGGGAGACCGUAGCGUCCAUCUGCAGCUCAGUCCCCGUCACUGACAGCCUCCCUCUGGGACCAUCCUGCCAAGUUGGGAGCAAAACGGGAAAAAAAAGAAAAAAGGAGAAAACUACUCUCUCUGUCCUUCACAAGACCAAGUAGCGGACCUCAACUCCUGCAGGACUGAUAACACACACACACACACACACACACACACACACACACACACACACACACACACACACACACACCUCAUUAUUUGUCCCUGUCUCACACUCACAUAUACUUUACUCACACCCUCACUCUCUCAAACUGAAGCACACUUCACUUCUUGUUGCCUUUUGGACGAGUGUGUUUUUCUUUUCUUUUUUUCUACACUGCCUUCCCUGACCUUCUGAGCUGAGUGGAUUUACUUUUAUCCUGUGGCGGACCAUGGGGCUAGGGUGGAGGGGUGCAGCAAGGACCCUCCGAAUAAGGACAGAGGGGUACCUUUUGGUGACAUUGCUGCUGUUCUGUGGUUUCUGGAAGGCUCAUGCACAAACAGAUGAUGGGAAGUCUGUCUACUUCUGGGAAACAGGUCCAUGGGGAAGAUGCAUGGGCAGCGACUGUGGCCCAGGUGGCAGCCAAAGCCGGGCAGUCUGGUGUGCCCAUGUGGACGGCUGGACGACGCUUCACACCAACUGUGACCAGGGCCAGCGUCCGUCCAACCAAAGAAACUGUUUCCGUGUGUGUGACUGGCACAAGGACCUUUAUGACUGGAAACUGGGUGCCUGGAAUGAGUGCGUGCCAGUUUCAGCAAGGACCUUUGGGGCCUCACGGCCGUUCACAUGCAGUGGAGGCGAAGAGGGCAUUCAGACCCGGGAGGUGGGCUGCAUGCUCAAGUCUGACGGGUCUCCAGCAGAGGAUGCCAUCUGUGAGUACUUUGAGCCCAAGCCUCGCCUGGAGCAGGCAUGUUUGAUCCCUUGCCCCCAGGAUUGUGUGGUUUCCGAGUAUUCGCCAUGGACAUCCUGCUCCAAAACUUGUGGAACAGGCCUCAGGAACAGGGUGCGUAGUGUCCUGGUUCCUCCACUUUUUGGAGGCGCUGUUUGUCCCAACCUAACUGAGUUCCAGUCUUGUAAACCGGGGCCUUGCACGGGUCCAGAGGGCAUGUACAGUCUCAGGGUUGGACCGUGGAACCCUUGCACCCUCCCGCAGACUCGGACAACACGCCAAGUUAAGCGCAGGAAAGGUAAAGGCCAGGGGCUCAGGGAGAGAGCAGGACUCAAAGAUCCAGAGACGAGGGAGCUUAUUCAGAAGAAACGAACCAGGAAUCGCCUUAACCGGCAAGAGAGUCCGUUCUGGGACAUCCAGGUGGGCUACCAGACUCGGGAUGUGACCUGCAUACAUAGGAAUGGGAGCGCUGUGGGACGCAACCUGUGCACACCGAGGGACAUGCCGCUGACCGUCCAGUCCUGCGUCCUUCCCAAGGACUGCCAGGUGACCGACUGGGCCGAGUGGGGCCCCUGCUCCAAAACCUGCGUGGACCCCGAGUCUCCCAGAGGCAAUCGCACUCGGAGCAGACAGGUGCUCCAGUUCCCUGUGGGCGAGGGGGCGGAGUGCCCCCCGCUGGAGGAGUCGGAGUCAUGUGACCCUCCGGGUGAAGGCGUGCCGCCCUGUGCCAAUUACACGUGGAGAACCACAGAGUGGAGCGACUGCCGGGUUGACUCGUUGCUAAGCCAACAGGACCGUCGACGUAGCAACCUAACAGGACUUUGUGGGGGAGGCCUGCAGACCAGGGAAGUUUAUUGCGUCCAGGCCAACGCUGAGCUUCUAAAAUACCUCAACGACCUCAGAGAAAAAGACAAAGCCUCCCGCCCGGUGGAAAACAAGCUGUGCGAGGGUCCGAUCCCCAACAGGUCCCAGCUCUGCCAAAUCCCCUGUCCCAUCGACUGUGAGGUGUCGCCGUGGGGCGCCUGGGGACCGUGUACCUUCGAGAACUGCGACGACCAGGCUGGAAAGAAAGGUUUCAAACUGAGAAAACGACGGAUCACCAACGAGCCGACGGGAGGGCCCGGAAACUGCCCGCACCUGGUGGAGGCAGUGCCGUGUGACGAGCCCAGUUGCUACGACUGGCAAAUGGUCAGCCUGGAUCAGUGUAUUCCUGACGAUGAGAAGCCAUGUGGCCCCGGCACUCAGCUCGCACAGGUCCAAUGUGUCAACAGCAACGGAGAGGAGGUGGACAGAAGCCUCUGCUCGUCUUCCUCGGCUCCAGAACCUGUGCCCUGUGAGGUGCCUUGCUCGAGGGACUGUGUGCUGAGCGACUGGACGCCCUGGUCCACCUGCUCUCAGACCUGCUCCAGCAAGACCAUCGAGGGGAAGCAGAUGAGGACACGCUCCAUUCUGGCCUACAACGCCGGGGAAGGUGGCGCCCUGUGUCCAAACAGUAGUUCUCUCCAGGAGGUACGAAACUGUAACGAAAAUGCCUGCACAGUUUAUCACUGGCAGACGGGGCCGUGGGGCCCUUGUACCGAAGACCCCUCUGCCUCGUCCCUCAACACCUCCAUGAGUGUCCGUGGCGGCAGUGGCGGUCAGGGCCCCUGCUCCAUGGGAAUGCAGACUCGUAAGGUCAUCUGUGUGCGAGUCAACGUGGGACAGGUGCCACCCAAGAAGUGUCCAGACGGCCCUCGCCCCACCACAGUGCGACCAUGUCAGCUGCCCUGUAAGAAAGACUGCAUCAUGACCCCUUUCAGCGACUGGACAGCGUGUCCUGUAACUUGUGACGCAGCUGGUAACGCAGUGAAGAGAAAGCAAUCAAGGAAACGUCUCAUCAUCCAGCUGCCAUCCAACGGAGGACAGGACUGUCCGGAGGUCCUGGAGGAGGAGAGGGACUGCGAGGUCCCCAAAAUCUGUCCAGGAUUCAGGUGGAAAACCCACAAGUGGAGGAAAUGCCAGCUGGUCCCUUGGUUCAUCAGACAGAACAGUGCGGGCGCGCAGGAGACCUGUGGACCCGGGCUUCAGACAAGAGCUGUGUCCUGCCGCCAGCUGGACGGGACGCAGGCCGACAUCGGCGAGUGUCUGAAAUUCGCCAAGGCCAUGCCUACCAUCACUCAGCGCUGUCAGCUCCCCUGCCAGGAUGACUGCCAGCUGACCAACUGGUCCAAGUUCUCGUCCUGCACAGCUGACUGUGUUGGGGUCCGCACCAGAAAGAGGGCAUUGAUAGGGAGAAGCAAGAAAAAAGACAAGUGCAAGAAUACACAAAUGUACCCUUUGAGUGAGACCCAGUACUGCCCCUGUGACAAGUACAAUGCCCAGCCAGUGGGGAACUGGUCAGACUGCAUCCUGCCCGAGGGAGGCAGAGUGGAGAGCAUCCUGGGGAUGAAGGUCCAGGGAGACAUCAAGGAGUGCGGACAGGGCUACCGCUACCAGGCCAUGGUGUGCUACGACCAGGACAACAGGCUGGUGGAGACCUUACGCUGCAACAGUCACGGUUACAUUGAGGAGGCGUGCAUCAUCCCCUGUCCCUCGGACUGUAAACUCAGUGAGUGGUCUAACUGGUCACGCUGCAGCAAGUCCUGCGGCAGCGGGGUCAAAGUUCGCUCCAAGUGGCUCAGGGAGAAACCUUACAACGGUGGCCGGCCGUGUCCAAAACUGGACCACAUCAACCAGGUACAGGUGUAUGAGGUGGUGCCAUGUCGGAGUGAUUGUAAUCAGUAUGUGUGGGUGGCCGAGCCGUGGAGUGUGUGGAAAGUCAGCAACGUGGACUUGAAAGAGAACUGCGGCGAAGGCGUGCAGACCAGGAAAGUGAGAUGCAUGCUCAACACGAUAGACGGGCCGUCAGAGUCUGUGGAGGACUACCUAUGUGACCCAGAAGAGAUGCCUCUUGGGGCCAGGGAGAGCCGGCUGCCCUGCCCCGAAGACUGUGUCCUCAAUGACUGGGGCCCCUGGAGCCGCUGCAGCCUGCCCUGUACCAGAACCAACAGUCGAGUGCGGUUGGCGUACACCCUCCGGUCGCCCAGCGUGGGGAGGGAGUGUCCAGACACGACUGACAAAGAGCCCUGCGGCCUGAACCUCAACUGUUUCAACUACUUCUACAAUAUCACAGACUGGAGUACAUGUCAGCUGAGUCCUAACGCUGUGUGUGGGAGCGGCAUCAAGACUCGAAUGCUCGACUGUGUUCGCAGCGACGGAAAAUCGGUCGAUAUAAAAUUCUGUGAGGAGUUGAAUUUGGAGAAGAAGUGGCAGAUGAACAUCUCCUGUGUGGUCGAGUGUCCUGUCAACUGUCAGCUGUCGGAGUGGUCGGCCUGGUCAGAGUGUUCACAGACGUGUGGACUAGAGGGUAAGAUGUGGCGCCAGCGGUCGGUGGUUCAGGCCUCUCAGGGCGAUGGCCGGCCCUGCCCUUCUCAGAUGGAGCAGUGGAAGCCCUGCCCUGUCCGACCCUGCUACCGCUGGCAGUACAGCCCCUGGUCCGAGUGUCGGGUGGAGAGUGUGGUGUGUGGACACGGCAUUCGCUACAGAAACCUGUCUUGCUUCGUGUCGGACGGCUCCAGCGACGGCGACGGCAGCUUGGUGGACGAGGAGCUGUGCAGCAGCCUGGAGCUGGCCGUCGACGGAGACAAACAGAUCAGACUGAAAGAGGCCUGUACCCUUCCCUGCCCAGGUGAAUGCUACCUGAUGGAGUGGUCAGACUGGAGCUCAUGCGUGAGCAUCUGCGUGAGGGGGGCCGGCGUGGACUUUGGUUCGGUUCAGGUCCGCUCACGAGCCGUGUUGGCUCAGGAGCCUGAAAACCUGCAGCUCUGUCCUGACCAGGCUUGGGAGUCUGAGCCCUGCACAGGGGGCGAAUGUUACGAGUACAAAUGGUUCAGCAGCGUAAACUCCACCCGCCCUUUUAUCUGGUGUCAGCGCUCAGACGGACUCAAUGUCACCGGAGGUUGUCCUUCUAUGAACCCUCCAGUGGACAACAGCUCCUGUGAUCCUCCCUGUCUCAUGCCAAAGUCUUUCUGCAGCGAGGCCGGUGUCUGCAUGUGCGAGGAGGGAUUCACAGAGGUGCUGUCACCCACCGGACAGCUGGACCAGUGCGCCCCCAUCCCGAUCCUGGAGAUCCCCACAGCAGGGGACAAGAAAGGGGAUGUGAAGACCAGUCGUGCCAUUAACCCCACCCUGCCCUCCACCAUCCUGCCCGGACGCACCGGGCGGACCUGGUACCUGCAGCCCUACGGACCAGAUGGGAAGCUGAAGAUGUGGGUGUAUGGUGUAGCAGCCGGAGCCUUUGUGCUCCUCAUAUUCAUAGUGUCUAUGAUAUACCUAGCUUGCAAAAAGCCAAAGAGACCUCAGAGACAGAGGCAGCAAAACAACCGACUAAAACCUCUGACUCUCGCCUACGACGGGGACACGGACAUGUAGUCCUCCGGGAGACGCUUCACCGAGCACUUCACCUGUCAUAGAGACCCACUCCAUCACAGCCAUUACAGUGAGGGACACGGAUGUUUGCAGCGUGAAUGGACACGUCACAGAGCGGAGAAAUUACAGAAAAUCCUCUUAGCAGAGACACUGGUGGGGUUUAACCAUUUCAAGUAGAGCUCCAUUCACUCCUCAUUUGUAUUUUUUAAGUAUUUUCUUUUGCUAGAGCCUUCGUGACCUCCACCGUGUUCAAUGAAAUGCCUUUUUUUUUUGUUUUAUUUUUGCCCCCCUUACACAUCCACAGUUCUGUAAAGAAACGACUCAUUUCAGACAGAGGGAAAAGCUUGGUGCUGAAGACAGACCCGGCUCUCCUGCUGUCUCUGAACAUGGCAGCACAAGCUCCAACUCUUCCCCCACGCUUUUCCUGCUUGUCCCUAAAAAUGCUGAGUAGCUGGAGGCUUAGGAUGCUCUGACGGUUCGUAUGUUGCCAAAAGUCACCGCAGGGAAGAGGAGGAGGAGGAGGGAGAGGAAAAUCUCCAUAAAAAGGUUUGGAUUCCUUUUUUCUCAAUCCUCAACUGGGUUUUGACUCAAAUCUCUUUUACAGUCUUGAACAAAAGGGAGGCAUUUCUUCUCCUCUUUUCCUUUUUUUUAUUUUUUCUUUGCUCGAUUUAGAGGCACACAGGCCUGUGUUUGUGGGAUAAACUGAUCUGUACGAUGCUGAUGGAGGAGUAGCCUGCAAUCAGUUCAUGGAAACUACUGCCUGCCUGCCUGCCUGCCUCCACCCUUUUUUCUUUGUUUCAGGCUCUACAUUGCACUAUAUUAGUGCAGCAUGAUAUGCACAUGUGACUUCUACCUUCUAUUGCCAUAAAACACUGCCUCUUCCACAGACAAAAACCAUGAAGCAGAGGAACAGCGAGAACAUUCAGAAGGAAAAACGACGGCGACAGGAAAAGUUGUUCAGAUGUGUCACAUUCAACAAGGUGUGAAUCUCAAGUAAAUAUAUGUAUAGAUUUUUUUUCUCACACUGAUUUUUUGGGUUGUAGUAAAAGUACCUUUUGUGGUUUGUAGAUUUCGUCCGGUGUUAUCACUUUAUUUCUGCCCAGAUGCAAUUAAAGACUUAACUAUGGUAUCAGCAGGUGACUUCGUUUAAAUGACUCGCCUGCUUUAAAAAGUUCAGAUUCAGUUUACUUUUGUUUAACCUACAGUCGUGCAUUGUGGAGGAAGCUGACGUUUUCCAGUGAUCAAAGAACAAGAAAGAUAAAUUUAAACCAUUCAUGUCACGCAAAAUGUCAUUUCUGCCUUACUGAUGAUAACUAAAUACUAACAGUCCUGUAAUACAGUUUCUAAUACUUGAAGAGGCAUACAGCAAACAUUCUUCACCACAUGUAGACGUAAAAGAAGAUUCAAUUUGCUUUCCUUUUGAGGUCACUUAGCAAAGUAUACGUCAGAGUUUUUAAAACUUUCUCAUGUAGUAAUCCGUAUCAUAGGUGCUCUGUCGUUUUUCACUCGCACUACAUGAGGUGAAAUAUAGUUAAAAAAAAACAGUCUGUACAGACAAAAAUUAUACAACAUGUUAAUAAUAAGAGAACGCGCUUCUGCUGAGUUCAACGUAAAAGCAAACUGGUGUGGAGAAUGUUUACUUUUUUGUUGUGGGAUUUGUAAAUAACAGCAAUUUUUUUAUUUUUUUGGAAAAAAAAUAUCAAAAAGUAUGUGUACAUUUAUUUUGUAUUGCACAGAAAAUGUUUAGUUUGAAUAUUGCAAAGUGGGGUGUGUGAUAUUGCUGAUUGUUGUUAUCAUGAUGCAAGUUGUAUGUUGUGAACAAACAAACAAAAAAAGGACAGAAAAAAGCAGAAGAAAAAGAUGAAAAGGCUCAGCAGUUUUGUACAGGUUGUUUACAUGUAUGGGAAGAAUUACUGAAAAUAAAUAAGGACACGGUUGUAAAACAAAGUUAUUGAGCCAUUUUUGUAUUUUUCUUUAUAUUUUCACAAGAGAGCAGAAUCCCUUCAUACUGGCAUUAAAGAAUAAGGCUGAUGUUUUCUUAUCUAUCUUCUGUAUUGUCAACAAAUCCCAUAAAAAGACCAAAACGGUUAUCACCCGACUGAUGCUGAUAUCUAUAUUUUAUGAUACAUAAGCACAAACACAAACAAUGUCAUUCAUAUUUGUUAUUUUAAAGCACCGUGAUGAAGAUACAUACACUAUGUGGGACAUUUUACAACCUGUAGUUGCUCUUUGGUGGACAAACUGUGUAAUGUUGACACUGUUUCUAAGUUAUCUUACAACUUAUUUGGCAUUUCUGUGCUGCACAUACACCAAUUUAUUGGUCUAGCUCCUCUCUCAGUACUCUCCAGCUUCCCUGCCCUGCCCGAGGCUCCAUUUGUUCCAAUCGGAAGACAAAUCUCAGAAAUAUACAACACGGUCAGUUACUCAAACAGGAGUGAAAAGUGCAUUUGUUGGGGACUAUUUUCAGCCGUGGAUUAAUACAUGUUUGGUGCUCUAGUGUCUCAUAUAAGGGAUUGACUAAAAAUAUAGAAGGAACACAUCACCCAGUGCAACAGUGUGGCUCAGUGAUAUGUUUUUAAUAGUUCUGAACAUUGGAGCUCUUUAUCAGAGAGGAAUAGGAUGUAUCAGGCUUUGGAUACACGAACACAACACUUCCUAGUAACUCAAUUCAUUGUCGGUUUUGGUCUUUUCAUAGGUUUUGUUCACUAUAAGAUAAAGACUAUCAUCCUUUAAAGGUAGACUAGUAAAGUAAAACAACUAAAUAUGAGUUGAAAUCAGCAAAGUGAGUGUCGGCCUCCUCUAACAGUAACAAUUAGGGGGUUUAACUUUAAAUUUAAGGUUCAUUUAAAGCCCCUACAGGGAACUUUGAUUCUGAUUCUGACUUAGACGACGUAGAAACAGCCAAUCGUCUCACUGAUGGUCUGGUUUAUGUGGGUCAUAUAGAGGCAUCAGUAUUAGACUGAAUCAUAACCAGUUAAAAACAUUUGUCCACUGAGUUUACAAAGUACAAUUAAGAUCAUAUUUUGCAUUUUGAUUCAAAGUUAAGAUGUGUGUGUGUAGAUUAUGGGAAAAUUAAGCUUUUAAGAGUCACUCCGCCUUUUUAGACAUUUUAUGUGUUGGUGUCAAUUUAGUAACAAAGGAAAAGGAGAUGCUGUCAGCGCACUGACAUUUCCCAGCUCCCUCCCCUCUCCAUUUCCUUUGUUACUCUUUGUUGUCCUGCACCUGUACCACACUGGGGCUGCACACUAUUCACAGUUUUCUUUUGCAAUGUCAUUUUAAUAGUCAUGAUUAGAACCUCUCAGCCUUUAAACAUGUAUAAUGUCUUCUGUGGCUCUAGAGGAGCUUUGUCACAUCAG